AGCAAUUUGACUUACUCUUUGGAAACCUGGAAGCUGUUCUUCACCAAAAUGUCAAGUGCCCUGGAUGAGGCUCUAGACCGUUAUUCACUCAUGACCUCCACCAUCAAUAGUCCAUUCGUGCCAGAGGUGCUAGAUGUAAUUGGAGAAGUUAAAAUCAGUAACUUCACCGAGGAAGAGCUACAAAAUGUCAGCUUCAUCAAAAUGUGGUUUGAUAUUAAGCUCAAACCGUUCAUUCCAUCUGUGUCCAAAGAGUUCCUCUCCUGCCUCAGUACUAAGAACUUCAGCUGUGAGACCUACCAGGCCGUGGUGAGAGCACUGAGUGAACAAAUCUCAUCCUUGGACAGAAAGCAAGAGCGAUUUGUCUACACUCACUUCAUCCAUCUCUUCCUUUCGAGGAAUGACACUUCAGAUCCCAGCUGCCUCUCUAGCACCGAUGGCAGCACAGACUGGCUUCAGAAGAACUUUGGAAACUUUACUGUCUUCGCUCCGCUGGAAGAUUUGGUCAGACUCAAUGACAAUUUCUCCAGCUUCGAAACAUUGGCCCUGCUGACCCCAACUCAGACAGCAGACCUGACAGUGAUUUCGGGAGCGCUGAAGAACACAGAUCAGAUCAACACUGUAUUUGACCAACUGGAGACAGAAGACCCUUUCCGGAACAUCGAUGAGUAUCUGACUCAACUGUCCACGCGUUCAGAGCUCCCAGAAAUCAAGCCUGCUGUAAGAGACAUUAUGAUGACUCGCACCUUCCACAUCAUCAAAAUGAAGUUCCCAGAAUUUGAAGGCCAAGACUGGAUGCUCUGGUUCCAUGUCAAGCUGAUUCUUGUCCUCCCAAGUAUUAAAGCAGAGAUGCUUUCCAUCGCUAUCUCAAACAUCAGCUGCACCAAUUACCACAUCAUCGUUGGAGGAAUAGGCAAGGUCUCUGAAAACAUGGAAUCGCAUAGAAAACGGGAAAUUGCACAGGUUUUAGUGGACCACCUCAAAGAAUCUGCUCACCAAAUCCGUGAACCAGCGUGCAGAGAGAACAUCCAAAAUGAUGCUGACUUUCUACAAAUAAAUUUGGGACCAUUCUCCGAGGAUGUAACCUAUUCAGACCUGAAAGAUUUAAACAUCACAGGGUUGGAGGUUCUGGACACUCUCUCCCCGGAGCAAAAAGCAGUUCUGAUUCUUGACCCCAGUAGCAAUGCUUUGGAGAACGAAACCACCGUGAGGAUUAUUUUCAACAGUUUGCUGGAAUCUCCAGAGGAGGAGGAACUUGAAGAACUUGAAGAGUUCUAUGAAGCUUUUGUGGAGGCCACAGAGGAGGAAAAUGUGAAAGUCAUUGAAAACCCGCGCGUAAGAGACACAAUGCUAAACUUGACUUUGAUGGCACUGGCUCCGCAAUUCCCCGUCUUUGAACCGAGUGACUUUGCUCUCUGGUUCCAAGUCAACCUGGUUGUCCUUCUGGCCAGCUUUAAUCCUGGAAGCUUGGUUGUAAUCCCCAUGAAUAUCAGCUGUGACUCCUACCAUGCCAUAUUGAAAGGGCUUGAUCAAAGUUUGGCAUCUCUUCCACCUGAACUCACGCAGGGCAUUGCUUCAAGCAGGGAAAUUUUGAUACAGAGAGUUCCAAAAGGCUGCAAGGAUAGCGCUCCCACACCAACUCCUAGUGAUGGAGAUCAUGAUCUGGACAGCCUCUCUCCAGACCAGAAAGUUAACCUGCUACUAGACCCAAGAACUGGUGCUCUUGAUAAUGAAACUAUUGUCCGGGAGGUGUUUGCAAGCUUGCUGAAUUCCCCUCCUGACAGACAGCUUGAAAUGUUCUUUGAUGCUUUUGUUGAUGCCACCAAUCAGAGAAACCUGACAGUCAUCAGCAACACUGCUGUGAGAGACACCUUGCUUAACCUGACUCUGACUGCCCUGACUUCCAUGUUCCACAUCUUUGAACCAAACAACUUCACAGUGUGGUUCCAGGUUAAUCUUGCUCUGCUUCUGCCAGGGAUUAACUCUCACAGCUUGGCUGUCAUUCCAAAGAACAUUAGCUGUGACUCCUAUCAUGCUAUAAUAAAAGGUUUUGGCAAUGUGGUUGCCUCCUUAUCAAAUGAACAGUCUCAAAACAUUUACAGCUUUGCCUUGAAUUAUUUGUCAGCCAGACCAACACAGGGCUCCUCGUGUGUCCUUGUUGAUGCUAACGACAGAAACUGGCUUGUACAGAAUUUUGGACAAUUCAGAGUUCAUGCAUCAUACACUGACUUUCUAAAAUUGAACAAGGAUUUCAAUGGAGUGGAUAUUGUUGAUCUGCUGACGGAGACACAUAUUGCACAACUGGCUGCCACGCCUAGACAACUGAAAACAUCCAAGGACGUCAACAAGAUCAUAGCUGCGAUCCAUCCUGCCAAUUUUGGAGCUUUCUUCGACAUUGUUUCCCCAGCCAUUCAGGAAAAUGAAGCCAAUUACUCAUAUGAAGUGAAAUCUGCAAUGCUCCAGGAGGUUAUCGAUAAAGGAAAUCUGUCUGCCCCAUCUAUUGCAGAUACCGAAAUUCUGGUGUGGCUCAGAGUUAGGCUGAGCCCCCUGAUUCAAAAUCUGACAGCAAGUCAAGUGGCUGUUUUCUUUAAUAUUGUGCAAAACAGGAGUUGCAACACAAGCCAAGAAACUGUGAAUUUACUGGAUUCUGUCCGAUCUACCUUGAAUGAAGACACAAAAAAUGAAAUUUUCAGCAAGAUACUGUUUUCACUCAAAGAACCAACACCAAUUCAUUGCUAUGAAAAGGGCAGUUUCUAUUUGUUCCUGAGAAGCACUUUUGUUCACUUUGGAAAUCCUAACCUUACAACCUUCCUGUCUCUAAUGCCAAGCCAUCGUAAACCUGAGCUGAUCAACUCCAUCCAGCCAUCUGAGCUCAGUAGCUUCCUCAGUCACCCAAAAGUCAUUGACAAAGAGGCAGAACUGUGCAUAAUCUUCAAUAACUACAACAGGACUCCUGACUUCUUGGAAAUGCAGGGGGAUAUUCCUGAUGAUGCGAGAAGAUCAAUCUUGCCCUGUGUCUGGCCUUUAGCUCUGAGCAGUGAGAAUGAAACAGAGGUUGAUCUUUGGUUUGAGAAGAGACUGAAGCUCUACCUGACAUUCCUCACUAAGGAUCUCAUCAGCUCUACUGAGACACUGAAUGCCAAAUGUCUGCCCUUUAGGAAAAUUGUCUCUGUUCUAGGAAACAAUUCCAACUAUAAUAGCUCAGAUUUUGGACAGGAAGAUGUGUACAAGACCAUUAAGUCCUAUCUCAGCACAGGCACAAAGCCCAGGUGUUAUAAUGCUUCAGACCCACAGCUGAAUUCCACUGCUUGGUUUGCCAAUUACAUUGGCGUCUUUGUGACCUUCAUUUCCCUGGCUGAUCUCAACACAUUCGUCUCCACUGACCAAAUUAACAUCUUUUUGGAGGAUCCAAAAAAUAUCCAGAUUUUCAACAACCCAGCCAUACCUGAGAAUGUCACUUCUUUUUACACAUUACAAAUAUACACACAGAACCCCAACUUUAGUCCCCUUUUACUUCCUGGAAAUUUUCUUUGUGAAGUCCCAAGCUCAGCAUAUAUGUCACUGAACCAAGAUGAGAGUAUUGCCAUCUUGGACGUUCUGAACAGCUUCUGCAACGAUAGCGCUGAUCCCGAGGUAUCUGCAGCCUUGGCAGAAAAUUUUGUAACCAUCAGCAAGGUGGCAAUAGAAUCUUUAGGACAGCAGAGUACCGGACUAACAGCUGGACAGAUUAAAGGAACUCCGCCAUCUGUUCUCCUGUCAUCUCUUCAAACGCUAAGUGAUGUCCAAGGCUGGAACCAGGGACAGUCCAGCUCACUUGUACGGGCCCUAACCACUGGCGGCUUUAAGAUUAAGGACGCCACCUCCUUGCUGUCACUGGGAACAAUAGUAGGAGGUGUUCCCUCUGCCAGUUUUACCAGCAUUCCCCCUUCUGAACUUAUCACUACUGCUCAAAAUCCAACCUUUAUCAAGAACAUGAAAAAUGCCCCAAAGAUUUUACAGAACACCUAUGUCAGCAAGAUUAUCACGGUAAACCGAGACCCAAAUAUUGUGCUACAAAAUGUGCCUGAUGAAAUGGCUGCUGAAAUCCCAAGCGUUUUGCUAACUUUCUCUCAAGGACCUGUGGAAGUACAGAAAAUAAAUCAGAAAACAUGGACUCAAGACCAGGCUUCUGUGUUCUUUGAAAAAGUCGCACAUGGCAGUAAUGAUUCUGAAAUACUCACACCAUCUGUGUUGCAAGGAUUUUCCUGUAGUGGAGUACGAACUGUUGACUUUUCAAAAGUCAGGAAACUUAUCAGAGCUUGCAGGCCAAGGCAAAAUCGAAGGAAGGUGGUGCUGAAGGAGAGUCAACUGACCUGCAUGUACAAUUAUAUCAAAAAUGACGGGCCAGAGAUCUUUACCGAUUACCCAUCAGAUAUGUUGCUGUAUUACAAUUAUGAGAAGGUGGGACAAGUCCAAUGCAAUUCAUACUUUACAGCAACUGGGGCAGCAGACUUCAGUGUCUUGUCCAAAGUAUUGAACAAAGAAGUUAAUUUGUUGAACAAUGCAAAAGGCUGUCUGGGUAUAAGAGGAACAAGCAUCAACAGAACAAAUGUGGAAAUACUGGGCAACAUGUGUUGCACACUGGACGGGUCCUACAUUGAGAACUCUGACCCCUUGAUCCUGGAGAAACUUAAGAACUGCAAAGACCUCUCUGAAAUACAGAUUGCAUCUGUGCAGAAGGUUUUGUUGACUGGAAACACUAAGUAUGGAAAUGCUUCCACAUGGAAUCGCCAAACCCUGGAAGACCUUGGAAUACUUCCACUAUACCUAACAAAAGAUUUCUGGGAUAGAUUUGAUAGUUCAGUGAAAAGGAAAUUCCUCAAAGUAUACCUGCCACAACUCAGGAGAAACAAGACAGAGAAGAAAAAACUGAAGAGCCUGUUCAAACAGUCAAAUUCUGUGAGAUCUGUGAGAUCUAAACGUGCAGCAGGGUGCACUAUUGGCAACAUUACCCAGUCUACUAUAAGUGAUGGAGCAUUUCCUUUUGGGUAUGAUGCAUCCCAGUUUGAUCUCUGCCUGGAUGUCAAAAUUGUGAAAGAUAAUUUGGAAGCUCUCACUGAAAAGGUUGCUAAUGCAGACUUUCAGAAAAUAAUUUUGGCCAAAUUAAAUCAGGCAUACCCCACAGGCAUUGCAGAUGAGCAGGUUCAAGUUCUUGGGCCAGUUUCUCGUGUAGCCUCAAUAGAUGACAUUAACAACUGGAAUGUCACCAGUCUUGAUACUCUUGCUGCUCUCAUGCUGACAGAAGAUGGCCAAUGGGAGUCAGAUCAGAGUAAGGCCAUCAUCACAAAAUACUUAAGCACUGCGGGCAACAGUCUGGGGACUGCUGAAUUGAAUGCAGUAGGAGGGGCAAACCUGUGCUCGCUAAAUACCAGUGUCCUGAAACGUAUCACCCCAAGCAGCUUGAGCGAGGCCAAUGCUUUGGACAUUUCGUCUUGCGUCCCUGAGCAGAAGAAAGAGAUCUACCGCAUCGCUAACAGCUCCUUCAGCACUUUGAGUACUGAUACUGGUGCUUUUUUCCAGCUCAUCAAAUCCUAUCUUGGUGGUGCCCCCAUAGAUGACAUAAGAAAAGUGUCUGCCCAGAACCUCAGCAUGGAUAUAGAAACUUUGAAGAGUCUCAACCAGGAUGUUCUCUUGAAUCUCACAGUGGAUGAGGUCCAAGGACUUCUAGGCAACAGCUUAGCUGAUCUGAAAACCUUUGAGAAUGAUACCAUCGUACAAGAAUGGGUCGGAUUGCAGUUUCAGUCAGAGCUCAACAGGUUAAGUCUGAAUCUCAUUGGUGGAAAACAAGACCCUCCCUCUCCUACAGUGGCAGGGCUCAAUAGCAAUGCCACGGCAAUGAACAACACAACAGAAACAACAACAACAACAAUGGUAACUAUAGCAGCAAGCACCUCUGCAUCAGGCAAUGAAACAAGUAGCAGCAGUACACACCCUAGACCAAGCAGUGCAUUUCUCCCCUUCUUCCUGUGGUUGAUGAUCAUCACGCAGCUGUAAUUUUAGAGUACUUCAAAGUCUCUUGCUCACUGAUGAACAUGAUAAGUAGAACAAAGGAAACCAUUUACCUGAACAUUUGCAAAACUGAUUAAUAUAUUUCUCUGGUUUGGGCUCUCUUCUGCUAUGUAUUUUUGGAUGUUGCUUGUACAUUGUUGUCGAAUUACAACUGAUUUUAAUUGAUACUUUCAGAACAGUGUACUUUGUAGAUUAAUCAUCGCAGUGUGCUUUUGUGGUGUUUGCGACUCUGAGUAAAAUGGAAUAUUGAUGCAGCUCCCUCAAGAGGAAAAAAUAAUAGUCUUCAUUCCCAUAUAGUCCAUAUGAACGUGUUCCUCAAUGUUUGGUUUUCUCAUUGAGUUGAAGACAAACUAUAGAGCCCUAAACUCAGCUGCUACACUAAAAACAAAAAUUCUGUAUUGUUCUGAAAUGUAAUAAAGAUAUGUAUUAUUUAUGAUUUCUAUCUUCUUCAAAGAAUGAGUUACAGUUGGAGGCCCAUUGUGUUAAUUUGAGGCCCAUUGUGUUAAGUGAAAUCUCUACUAUGUAAUCAGUUAUACACAUAAAACUUGAAUGAUUAAGCAUAUGCUCAAUUCCUCCCCACUCCUACUUUAUAAUGUAUCUUUGCACAUAAAGAAAUAAAGGUAUUAUACAACCUAUUAAUAUUU
This is a messenger RNA of Anguilla anguilla (European eel), 6689 nucleotides long. RefSeq lists its product as uncharacterized. Gene Ontology annotation, biological process: cell-matrix adhesion. The transcript has 43 exons. The record is from RefSeq and is a predicted model, not a curated record. NCBI's taxonomy places the organism in Eukaryota, Metazoa, Chordata, Actinopteri, Anguilliformes, Anguillidae. Gene Ontology annotation, cellular component: cell surface. Bases 49 to 6030 code for a protein of 1993 amino acids.